This is a messenger RNA of Mesorhabditis belari, 975 nucleotides long. The record is from the annotation of a GenBank genome assembly. NCBI's taxonomy places the organism in Eukaryota, Metazoa, Nematoda, Chromadorea, Rhabditida, Rhabditidae.
AUGCCAGACCUCUCAAAUGUGAUGAUCAACCUGAAACCUGCCUGCAAUCUAUCAAUCAUUUGCAUUUGUAUACGCUCUCAAUCCCUCUACGAUGUGCUAGGAGUUUCGAAAAGUGCCACGCAACAACAAAUCAAACACGCUUUCUAUGAUAAGUCAAAAAAAUUACAUCCAGAUGGGAGCCACUCUAGUGAAAACGAGCGACUCACAGCGACGAAAGCUUUCGUCGAGCUGAAACACGCCUACGAUACAUUGAGAAGACCGGCCGAUCGACGAGCAUACGAUUUUGGAGAAAGAAUCCGGGAGCGCCGACGACAGGGGCCAAGUACGGGAAAUUUCUAUGGCUCAUCGUAUUACGAAGAAUUUGAGGGAAGAUCUAGUGGUUUCGGGAAUUUCGGCUCAUCUCGAAUGAAUGAAGAGGAUUUCCGAUCCGCUUCGAAUGAUCAAUGGAAAUGGAUCCUUCAGGUUUCGAUGAUCGGCUUUGGCUUUGCUAUUUUGUACAAUCUGGGAUAUGUAUAUCACCUCUAUGCUCGUGAAAGAGAGCUGGCGAAACUGGUGAACAAGGAUGAGAUUGCGAGGAGUUUUCUGAGGCAAAAUGGAUUUGUAGAGAUCAGAGAGGACCAUGGAAAGAUCAUGAACUUGGCACAAAUUCUGAAAGAUGACGUCGACGAGGCAUGGAGGAGACGAUACGAGAUUCGAGAGGAAUAUCGUUGGUUGAGAGCCGUGCAAGACGUGGAUAACAAUCGGAGAGUGAGGUUCAAAGUCCCGCAGUUUUCAAUUCACCAACCGAAUAUACGCCCGAUUGGCUUUCCUAAGGGAGAGCUUUGGUGUGAAGAGCAGCAAAACAAGAACACCCAAGGAGAACGAGGCAAUCACCAUCGAAAACACAGUUGGUUGAGAGCCGUGCAAGACGUGGAUCACAAUCGGAGAGUGAGGGCUCGUCGUGCCGCCGCUCAAAGAGAUCAAGAGCCAGGAAAU